UGUGCAAUGGCCCCUCCCGGGACGGCAGUGCCGGGCUGGCGUGAUGCUAUAUAAGCCGGGGCAGCUCGGUGCUGGGCAACCUGGCCCCGCAGCACCAUGAAAUCAGGCCACCUCCUCCUGGGGCUCCUCGCCCUCUGGGCUGACCUGACACCUGCCUCUGGGCAGCUCCGUGAAGCUAACGACAUCUGCAAUCUCCCUGCGGAUCCCGGCCCAUGUUUAGCCUACAUGCCCAGAUACUUCUACAACUCGGCCACCAAGAGGUGCGAGGAGUUCAUUUACGGCGGCUGCCAGGGCAAUGCAAACAGGUUUUCCAGUAUGGACGAAUGUCUCAAGACCUGUGGAAGCUCAGAGAUCUGCAAGCUCCCUAUGGAACCCGGCCCAUGUUUUACCUACGUGCCCAGCUACUUCUACAACUCGGUCACCAAGAGGUGCGAGGAGUUCAUUUACGGCGGCUGCCAGGGCAAUGCAAACAGGUUUCCCAAUAUGGACGAAUGUCUCAAGACCUGUGGAAGCUCAGAUGUAAAUAUCUGCCAGCUCCCUGUGCAGCCCGGCCCGUGUCAGGCCUACACGACCCAGUACUUCUACAACUCGGCCACCAAGAAGUGUGAGGAGUUCAGGUACGGCGGCUGCCAGGGCAACGAGAACAGGUUUGCCACCAAAGACGAAUGUUUCCAGACAUGUGGACGCCCAGUUCAAGAGGUUUGCAAGCUCCCUGUGGAUGCCGGCUCAUGUUUUUCCUACAUGACCCGCUACUUCUACAACUCGGUCACCGACAGCUGUGAGGAGUUUGUUUAUGGCGGCUGCGAGGGCAAUGGGAACAGGUUUGCCAGUAAAAAUGAAUGUCUCAAGGCCUGUGGCAGCCCAGAUACAAAUAUCUGCCAGCUCCCUAUGCAGCCUGGCCCAUGUCAGGCCUACGUGUCCCGCUACUUCUACAACUUGGUCACCAAGAAAUGUGAGAAGUUCAGGUACGGCGGCUGCCAGGGCAAUUGGAAUAGGUUUGCCACCAAAGAUGAAUGUCUCGAGACCUGUGUGCGACCCGGUAAGAGAGUGAGAGAAGCUCGGCUAGUUGGGUCGGGAGCUGCCAGAUAAUCGAGAUGUUAAUGCAAAGGUGUUGGGGCCGCAGGGGUUGAUUACCACUAUAAGGAUUGAUUAGCUGCAUCACAGCAGUGCCUGCACAGACCAGGGCCUCGUUGUGCUAGGGGCUGUACAGAGGAGGCUAGGGAGUUAAUGACAAGAACAAUCCUGCAGAACACGUCUAUAGUCUUUCCCCCAGGACCGCAGACCUGCUGGCCUGGCUCAGACGAGUCAUGCUCGUCUCUGGCACUGCUGGGGUGGGGGCUUACGGAUCAGGAGUGAGUCCCAGUCUCAGACUCAUUGCUUGAGAAACGGCAAUGCUGGGCAUUUCCUCGUUAACCCCUGAGAGCGCCCAGGAGCCCAGCUUUGCCUUUGGCUCAGAGAUUCCAUACACAGCAAAACUAGACUGUCCGAACCUAAUCCCGAAUGCAGCUAUGCCCUGGGAUGAGCCCGGCCCCUCGCUUACUGGGCACUGGCAGGCGUAACUGCAGGCCUUUCACCUUUCACUUCGCUGCCCUGCUCCCCACCCUCUGGGUCCUCCCCCUGUCUGACCGACUGCCCCUUCUUCCACACUGAAGACAGGAAUGACAGAGAGACUGCAGGCCCUGUGGGGGCAGGGGACACAGUACUGCCAACUCCAAAUGUUCAAAAACCAGGAGUCAGGCUCACCAAAAAUCAUGAGAUUGGCUUUAAAACCAUGUGAUGAUGUGAAUGUAGUAGAUGCGGUGAUCUUUUUAUUUGCCUUCUGCCUUUUGAGCCUGUAGAGUGCACUGGACUCACAUUUUGUAGCUCUCCUCACAGUCACAAGGGCUAGAAAUGUACUUUUUCUUUAAAAAUG
Trachemys scripta elegans is the source of this 1912-nucleotide messenger RNA. RefSeq names its product tissue factor pathway inhibitor 2-like. The transcript has 6 exons. NCBI's taxonomy places the organism in Eukaryota, Metazoa, Chordata, Testudines, Emydidae. Bases 97 to 1089 code for a protein of 330 amino acids. Gene Ontology annotation, molecular function: serine-type endopeptidase inhibitor activity. The record is from RefSeq and is a predicted model, not a curated record.